Molecule: messenger RNA, 629 nt
Organism: Nothobranchius furzeri (turquoise killifish)
Lineage: Eukaryota; Metazoa; Chordata; Actinopteri; Cyprinodontiformes; Nothobranchiidae
Product: galactose-specific lectin nattectin
Molecular function (GO): signaling receptor activity
Source: RefSeq, a predicted model, not a curated record
UUCAGGAAGGCAUCCUUCAUCCAGCAACUGCUGCUCCUGCUUGGAUUCAUCACAACAAGAUGGCGUCAGGUCUCCUCUUCCUGUUGCUCCUCGGGAUCGGAGGAAAUAUAUAUUGUGAAGCGGCACCACCAAUUUGUCUUCCAUUCUUCUGCAGACGUUGUCCUCCUGGGUGGACUAAGUAUGACAACAACUGUUACCAGUUCCAGAACCAACAACUGGAAUGGGCCAAAGCUGAGACAUUCUGCAAAAGACAUGGUGGACACCUGACCUCCAUCCAAGACACAGAUCAGUACAACUUCAUCAGGGAGCUGAUCUUCAAAGGAGCAGGAACAAACCAAAAGUCUUGGGUUGGAGGCACCAAUGCAGGCUGGGUUCAUAUGUGGAGGUGGACCGAUGGAACACCGUUUACUUUUGACUCCUGGGGUCCAGGUGAACCCAACAACCAAGGUGGAAACGAGCACUGCAUGGACAUGAACCUGUUUGGACAAGAUUAUGUCAACGAUGAAGACUGCUCCCAACAGAACUCCUUUGUCUGUAUUAGACCAUCGAAAUACAUCUUUGAACCACAAGACUGAUUUAAAAUGAAUUACAAUGAAAACACAAAUAAAUUGAUGUUCUCAUCAGUCUGA